Messenger RNA from Fusarium graminearum PH-1, 648 nucleotides. RefSeq lists its product as uncharacterized. The record is from RefSeq and is a predicted model, not a curated record. The transcript is spliced from 3 exons. Lineage: Eukaryota; Fungi; Ascomycota; Sordariomycetes; Hypocreales; Nectriaceae. The coding region runs from base 1 to 648 and encodes 215 amino acids. Gene Ontology annotation, molecular function: S-adenosylmethionine-dependent methyltransferase activity.
AUGACAAUUAAAGAGGAUCAACAACUCAGUAACUCUGAGUACUGGGAUAGCCGUUACGUUAAUUCCAACGGCGAUGAUCCCACGCAUGAGUGGUUCCGCUCAUUUGAGCAUCUUCAACCGUUCCUUGGAAAGAACCUUCUUGAGCAACCAGGUCGCACAGCUCAGGACAACCCGAAAGUUCUUCAUCUAGGUUCUGGAGAUAGUGUUGUCCCUGCUGAACUCGCUGGACGAGGCUAUAAAGACCAGCUAUGCGUCGACUUUUCUCCAGUGGUGGUCGAACUUAUGACGGAGAGACAUAAGGAUAUUCCUGGAAUCGAAUGGCAGAGAGUCGAUGUUCGGGAUAUGCCAACGGUCACCACUGGCUCGAUUGACGUUGCGUUUGAUAAGGGAACCUUGGAUGCCAUGAUUUACGGCAGCCCUUGGAGCCCACCUGAUGAAGUGAAAGAGAACACAAGCAAGUAUCUUAAGGAAGUCUACCGCGCGCUGAAAGACGACGGAGUAUUUCUUUACAUCACAUUUAGACAACCCCAUUUUAUGAAAUUACUUUUGAAUCCGGAUAAUAUUUGGGAUAUGGAGAUGGAAGUUUUGGGAGAUGGUGGAACGUUUGAUUAUUACGGAUACGUUAUUAGAAAGUCCAAGCCUCAAUAG